Molecule: messenger RNA, 1542 nt
Organism: Aspergillus fischeri NRRL 181
Lineage: Eukaryota; Fungi; Ascomycota; Eurotiomycetes; Eurotiales; Aspergillaceae
Product: putative xylosidase/arabinosidase
Exons: 2
Coding region: 1-1542 (513 amino acids)
Biological process (GO): carbohydrate metabolic process
Molecular function (GO): hydrolase activity, hydrolyzing O-glycosyl compounds
Source: RefSeq, a predicted model, not a curated record
AUGUCGUCAAUUAAUCCCAUCAUACCGGGUUUCGCACCGGAUCCUUCCGUCGUCAAAGUAGGCGGAUGGUUUUUCCUCAUCAACUCCAGCUUCCAUCUGUUUCCUGGUCUGCCCAUCUAUGCUUCGCAGGGCCUCAUUUCGUGGCAACAUAUAGGAAAUGCUAUUAAUCGCCAAUCUCAACUGAGUCUGUCCAAAUCGAAAACGGAACUACACCCGUUGCCCACGGGUGAAGUUCUGGUGGCCACCGGAGGCUUAUAUGCGCCCACGAUCCGAUACCAUGCCGGCACCUUUUAUGUCGUAUGCACCAAUGUGGUUCGUACAGUCACCGGCGACUCCAGCCAGAACUUCAUCAUCUCAACCAAGGAUAUCUGGGCCGACAGCUGGAGCGAUCCAGUCUAUUUCGAGUUCAAUGGUAUCGACCCGAGCCUCUUCUUUGACGACGACGGCAAGACAUACAUUCAGGGAUCAGCAGCACCUGGACCUUUCACCACGAUAAAUAUGUUCGAGAUCGAUCCCAACUCCGGCAGAAAGCUCUCAGAGGAGAGAACGAUAUGGCGCGGUACCGGUGGUAUAUAUCCCGAGGGUCCACACUUGUAUAAGCGGAAAGGCUAUUACUAUGUGAUCAUCGCAGAGGGUGGCACUCAUGAAGGGCAUAUGGUGACGAUGGCGCGAUCAACGGACAUCUGGGGUCCAUACGAAGGGUGUCCUGACAAUCCCAUACUCACUGCGCGAGACACCGACGAGUACAUCCAGUACACCGGGCACUGCGAUGUCUUCCAGGACGACAGGGACCAAUGGUGGUGUACCUGCCUCGGCGUGCGGAAGGAUAAGAAUGGCCGCUAUGUUAUGGGCCGGGAGACGUUUCUGACGCAAGGGAGCUGGGACGGAGAAUGGCUCUCCCUGGACCAGGUUAAACUGAUGCCCAGUGGUCUUCUAGCCUGCGGUGAAGGGAAGAAACUCAUUGCCAACGCCGGCCUCGACUACGUCUACAUACGUGAUAUCAUUCUGAGCAAUUACACCCUACUCAGCAGUACCAGUGACGGUCUGACUCUGACUGCUUCAAGCGCUGAUCUGUCGCAUCCUGAGCUCAGUCCUAGUUUUAUCGGCAAGAGGCAGCGCCACUUAGACGGGUGGAGUGGUGUCGAGCUGGACGUUGUGGAGGCGACUUGGAGGCCGGCGAAGCUGCGGGCUGGAAUGGCCUGCUACAAGGACGAGCAUCGCUUUCUCCGAAUAUAUUAUGACGCUACAAAGCUUGCUAUUGUUAUUGAGGCAAUCAACAGGCCCAAGAAGAUUUGUCGACAGGAGCGGCAGACACUCGAGAGCCCACCCAGGUCAAUAGCUUUUCGAAUGCAAUAUACGGAACAGGAGUAUCAGCUAUUCUACAACGUUGGAGAUGCCUCUCAGUCGGAUUGGACGUGGGCAUCGACGAUUGACACUCUGGAUCUGACUGGCCCCGAUUUUACAGGCCCGGUCAUUGGCGUCUUUGCGGUGGCAGAGUCAACAGAUACUGCAGUGCAGUUUAAGAACCUCACUAUUUGCUAA